This is a messenger RNA of Patella vulgata (common limpet), 2298 nucleotides long. Its product is annotated as high mobility group protein B1. Lineage: Eukaryota; Metazoa; Mollusca; Gastropoda; Patellidae. The transcript has 5 exons. The coding region runs from base 155 to 844 and encodes 229 amino acids. Gene Ontology annotation, molecular function: transcription cis-regulatory region binding. The record is from RefSeq and is a predicted model, not a curated record.
CACCAGCUUGUGGCGGGAAAAUGCAUACGGGGCUCUCUUUGUUAUAGACCACGUGAAAGGCUCUAUAUAGUGAGCGUAGCCGGUUUAAACCGCACAAGCUGUAGCAGUUAGUCGACAUUACUCUCGCUAUCAACUGUUGAUAAAAUAGGUGAAAAUGGGACGUGCAAAGCCAGCAAGCUCACCCACGAAAGGAACUAAAAGAAAGGCAACGAAAGAUGCAAAUAAACCAAAGAGGCCCACAUCCUCAUAUUUUUAUUUCUUAGAAGAAUGUAGACGAAAGGCAAAGGAAGAGGGAAGAAGCAUAUCAAAGAUUGCAGAAUUCACAAAAGAGUGUUCAUCCUCAUGGAGAUCACUUGAAGCAGACGAAAAAAAGAAAUUUGAUGACAAGGCAGCCAAAGAUAAAUUAAGAUUUGAGAAAGAAAUGAAAACUUACGUUCCUCUACCCGGAGAAAAAGUUGGAAAAUCAAAAAAAGAUAAAGAUGAAAAUAAACCCAAGAGAGCACAGUCUGCUUAUUUCUUAUUUUUAGCCGAUUACAGAGCAAAAAUGAAGGCAAAGGGAGUCGAAAAUAAAGACAUUAUUAAAAACGCUGGGGUAGAAUGGGGCAAGUUAACAGCUGAAGCUAAGAAACCUUAUGAAAAAGCCAGUGAAGUUGAAAAGAAAAAAUAUGAUAUUGCCAUGGCAGAUUACAACAAGGGUCUUAAACCACCAACUGCUAAAAAGUCGAAACCUGAAGUCAAUGGAACAGAUGAGGAUGAUGAAGAUGAUGACGAAGAAGAUGACGACGAGGAGGAAGAAGAUGAGGAUGAUGAUGAUGACGACGAUGAUGACGAUGAUGAUGAAUAAAAAGAAAUGGUUGUGUUAGAUGUUAAAAAUUGUUAGUUGACUGUUUAAAUAGGACUCGAGACUAGUUUGAACAAUUGGAUUGAAACGAAAGACGACGUAAACACUGUGAGAGUUCGUUUGGCCUUCAAUUAGUUCAGUUGAUUACCAAGUCCGAUAUUGUAUAAAUGCCUUUUAACAGAUUGUUCCCGAUCGUCUUCCUGUUAUUGUAACUAUGUUUGUUGUUGAAACGAAACCAUGCCAAAGAUGUAAAGAUUCUAAAAAUUGACAUAAACACAUGCUCCAAUUGUAAUUAAAAAUCUCAAGUUAGUAAUGGCUGUUCAAGAAGACCUUUAUUGACGGGAAAUAUUAACGAUUUGAUCAUAUUCGAGUUGUAUGACACCAUUUCAUAAAUUUUCAUAUGGAAGGUAAAAUCUGUGGAUUAUUCUUCCCUAAUUAAUAUCACUGCCAUGACAUCAUUGCUAUAAAAAGAUCUACAUAUCAAAUAAUAAUUUGCGAACAUCUAUCUCCAAAAUUGGUCAGUUUUCAAUGACAUACAGAAUAAAAAUAAAAAAAUAAUUGACUUAAUGUAAAAUAUCACAUUCCAUAAUUUCAGAGAAGUUGAUUUUAUUUAUCCAAAAAUUAUAGCUUGAAUGAUUAUGAACAUAAGUAAAAAAUGUGUAUCUUGCUGUCAUUAUGAAUUUCAUUUUAAAAAGUAUUUCAAUGCUUUAAUUUCUGAGAAAUGUAUUUUGCUUUUAGAAUAAUUAACAGUUGUAAAAACUAUUUAUCACACCUCUCAGGGAAAUAUGUGUCGCCUUUCGAUCGGGAUCAUUGACUAGUUGAUGGGAGUUUGAGUAAUAAAUAUAUUUUCUUGUUGAAUACUAUAGUGCUCUGAUUUGAAUUAAAAUGAUGUAUUCUAAUUGUUUUCGCGGUUCACACUCGGCAAUAUUUUUUCUUAGAGCUUUAGUCAGAACACUUCAUAGCGUCAACGGAAACAUAAAAUCCCUGACGAAGGUCCAAUUGCUUGUGUAAAAGCUACAAUUCUUUAACCUAUAGAAUUUUUAUUAACACAAUCGAAGGUUGGUUACAUCAACAAUGUUUAAAAAACAUUCUGUUGAAGUAAUUUGUGGAAAUGUUGGAGAAUUAAAGGUAGCACAAUAAGCAAGUGCCGUUUAAGAACAACCAUGCAAUGUCGUAAAACGAUGUUUAUAACAAUUUUACGUGAUCACAAGAAUAAUAAAAUUCUUUCACUCGAUUUGUAGAAAUAUUGCCUGUGUGUGAACUAAUGUUCUAGAUUAAAUGUUAUAGUCAUGUUGUCAUAUCAUCCAUUUUGUUUUACCAUAUAUAGAUAUAGUGACAUUUUACAAACGUAGUCUAGUUUAAAUCAUAUUACCAUCCCUCUCCCCCACCCAUGCUAGCUCAUUUUAUGAUGUGUUCAUUUUAAAUUUGAAAAUGGAUAAAUUCACUUUAAAAAAAGA